Messenger RNA from Cryptococcus wingfieldii CBS 7118, 651 nucleotides. RefSeq lists its product as hypothetical. The transcript has 5 exons. Lineage: Eukaryota; Fungi; Basidiomycota; Tremellomycetes; Tremellales; Cryptococcaceae. The coding region runs from base 1 to 651 and encodes 216 amino acids. The record is from RefSeq and is a predicted model, not a curated record.
AUGGUCCAAGGCCCCAGGGAAGAGAGUGCUCUUGAUGCUGCGAUCAACAUCAAAAAGUUGGUGCAUCAAGUCACAACAGGCACUCUGUCGAACGUAUUCCCAGCGUCUGCCGAUGACCCGCCCCAGCUUGCUCCAGGUGUCAAAAUCACUCAUCGCGAUGAGAAUGGGGACGAGUUCAUACCUUACAAGCCAAAGAUGGAAGGCCGGCCUUUUGCUCUUCCCGAGUACCAUGCGCCUUGCCACUCUGCACCAUCUCUCACAUUCCUGAUCCUUCCUAUAUCUCAAUCCAGCAAAAACAUCUUGCAACACCCGCACCACUAUGCAACGUAUACUUUGGCGGAGGGGGUGAAGAAGGGAGAGACGAGUAUGAGCUCAGCGAGGGUGGCUUUGAUUGGUAACGUGACGCUGUUGCGAGAUCUCUCUGAAGAAGAAGAGACCGACUUGGCAGAGUGUUACCUCUCAUACCACCCUGAUGCCCGCGGCUGGCUGCCUGGAAAGAAGGGCUCGCCGCAUUUCUCAGAGUGGGCGAGAAUGGACCUGGAAAAGAUUUAUUACGUUGGAGGCUUUGGGGACACGCAUUAUAUCGGGGAUGUACCCGUGGGAUUGUACAAGAAGGUCAGCGGGGACGAGAGAUUCAGCGCAUGGUCAUGA